UUUGAGGCCAUCAGCAAUUUGGUCACUCAUUUUUCCCAAGGCUCACAAGCUGAGGUGACCAAAUCAGUCCCACUUAAAAACCUCAUAAAAACCCUCCCACCAAAAAAAAAAAAAAAUCAAAAAUCAAAAACAAAAACACAAACACAAAAAAACAGUCCAAAACCCAAAAAAUGGCUGCUAAUCAUCAGUUUCCGGACGAUUUCAAGUGCCCGAUUUCGCUCGAAAUAAUGUCCGACCCGGUUAUCCUCUCAUCGGGUCACACCUUCGAUCGCGCCUCGAUCCAACGGUGGUUAGACGCCGGUCACCGCACUUGUCCAAUUACCAAACUACCCCUCCCGGAAAACCCUUCUCUCAUCCCCAACCACGCUCUCCGCAGCCUCAUUUCCAAUUAUGCCCUCGUGUCCCCGCCGAAACCACGGCCUUACCCCGAGCCCCAAACCUUAAUCUUCAAGCUCACCUCGGUUUCUUCGUCUCUUGACUCGAAGCUCAACUCGCUCGACCAGCUCACUAAGCUGUCAAAGCGUGACUCGGCGUUUCGCCGAAAAAUCACCGAGUCGGGCGCCGUAUCGGCCGUUUUGAACUGUAUCGACUCAUCCGAAAACCCGAUUUUGCAGGAGAAAUCGCUCUCUCUGCUGCUCAAUCUCAGCCUCGACGACGAUAACAAAGUGGGUCUCGUCGCGGAGGGCGCGAUCGGCAGAGUCGUCGAGUCUUUGCAAACCGGUUCGGCCGAUUCGCGCGCCGUGGCGGCGACGAUUUUGACGAGCUUGGCGGUCGUGGAGGUGAAUAAAGCGACGAUCGGCGCGUACCCGUACGCGAUACGCGCGUUGGUGGCGCUUCUGCGCGAGGGCAAAGUGCGCGAGAGGAAAGAGGCGGCGACUGCGCUGUACGCGCUCUGCUCGUACCCCGAUAAUCGGCGCCGCGCGGCGCAAUGCGGGGCUGUGCCGAUUCUCGUGGGAAUUGCCGAUUCUGGGCUCGAGAGGGCAAUUGAGGUAUUGGGUCUUUUGGGAAAAAGCAAAGAAGGGAGAGAGGCAAUGGAAAGAGUUAAUGGGUUGGUGAGGGUUUUAGUGAGGGUUUUGAAGAAUGGGAGCGCAAGAGGGGUGGAUUACGCAUUGUUAACAUUGAGUUCUUUGUGUUGUUAUAGCGAAGAAAUGUGUGUGGAGGCAAGGAGAGAAGGGGUUUUGGAGAUUUGUUUGGGCUUGGUGGAGGUUGAGAAUGAGAAGAUUAAUCGAAAAGCUUCGAGUUUGGUUGAGGUUUUGCGUGGAAAUCACUCUUAGCAGUGAUUUUUUUAAAGAAAAAAAAAAACAUAAGAAUUGAGAAAGAUGGGGUUUUUUGGCUUUGGAUGGAGUUAAGGUGAGUUGGGUUUUUUUUUCCUUUUUUUCUUUUUUUGUUAAAUUGUUGUACAAAGAAAAAAAAAUGUAUGUUGUACAUUGUGAAAUAAGGUGAAAAUGAUGAGAGCUAGCGCUCUUUGUUUAGCUGUUUUAAUGGGAAAUUGUUGCAUAUUGAAUUAUCUGAA
Molecule: messenger RNA, 1513 nt
Organism: Quercus robur (English oak)
Lineage: Eukaryota; Viridiplantae; Streptophyta; Magnoliopsida; Fagales; Fagaceae
Product: U-box domain-containing protein 8
Exons: 1
Coding region: 171-1274 (367 amino acids)
Biological process (GO): protein ubiquitination
Cellular component (GO): nucleus; cytoplasm
Molecular function (GO): protein binding; ubiquitin-protein transferase activity
Source: RefSeq, a predicted model, not a curated record